GCUCCCGGCUCAGAGCGGAGCCGUCUGCUGGCAGCGCGCGCCGCCGCCGCCGCAGCAGGUGCCACCGCCAGGUUUGCUUAUUUUAGGAGUCUGAAGUCUUGCUCAUCAUAAACAUCAGGUGACCAGUGACAUCAGCCAUGUCUGUGAGGCCUUUUGAAAGUCCACCUCCUUACCGACCUGAUGAAUUCAGACCCAAUCAUUAUGCACCGAGCAAUGAUGUGUAUGGUGGGGAAAUGCACGUUCGACCAAUGCUCUCCCAGCCGGCAUACUCCUUUUACCCAGAGGAUGAAAUUCUUCACUUCUACAAAUGGACAUCACCUCCAGGAGUGAUUCGGAUCCUGUCUAUGCUCAUCAUUGUGAUGUGCAUCGCCAUAUUUGCCUGCGUGGCUUCCACACUUGCUUGGGACAGAGGCUAUGGAACUGGCAUCUUUGGAGGUAGCCUAGGCUACCCUUAUGGAGGAAGUGGCUUUGGUGGCUUUGGAGGUGGCUAUGGCUAUGGUUAUGGUUAUGGCUAUGGCUAUGGAGGGUAUACAGAUCCAAGAGCAGCAAAAGGUUUCCUGUUGGCCAUGGCAGCCUUUUGCUUCAUUGCCUCCUUGGUAAUAUUUGUGACCAGUGUUAUAAGAACUGGAAUGUCUAGAACAAGAAGAUAUUACUUGAUUGUGAUCAUAGUCAGCGUUAUCCUGGGCAUCAUGGUGUUUAUUGCAACAAUCGUGUAUAUAAUGGGAGUCAACCCAACUGCCCAGGCUUCUGGAUCUAUGUACAGUUCACCAAUAUAUACCCUCUGCAGUCAGUUCUAUACUGGAGCUACUGGACUCUACGUGGAUCAAUAUUUGUAUCACUACUGUGUGGUGGAUCCCCAGGAGGCCAUAGCCAUCGUCCUGGGCUUCAUGAUUAUCGUGGCUUUUGCUUUAAUCAUUUUUUUUGCUGUGAAAACCCGAAGGAAGAUGGACCGGUAUGAUAAGUCCAAUAUUUUGUGGGAUAAAGAACAUAUUUAUGAUGAGCAGCCCCCCAAUGUCGAAGAGUGGGUUAAAAAUGUGUCUGCAGGCACACAAGACAUGCCUCCACCACCCUCUGACUACGUGGAGAGAGUUGACAGUCCGAUGGCCUACUCCUCCAACGGCAAAGUGAAUGACAAGCGGUCAUACCCAGAGUCUUUCUAUAAGUCAACACCAUUGGUGCCUGAAGUGGCUCAGGAGCUUCCUCUGACUUUGCCUGUGGAUGACUUCAGACAGCCUCGCUACAGCAGCAGCGGUAACCCAGAGACACCUUCGAAACGGGCUCCCACAAAGGGAAGAGCAGGAAGGUCGAAGAGAACAGAGCCGGACCACUAUGAAACAGACUACACGACAGGGGGCGAGUCCUGUGACGAGCUGGAGGAGGACUGGGUCAGGGAAUAUCCACCUAUCACUUCAGAUCAACAAAGACAGCUCUACAAGAGGAAUUUUGACACAGGUCUGCAGGAGUACAAGAGUUUACAGGCUGAACUCGACGAGGUCAAUAAAGAGCUCUCUCGUCUAGACAGAGAGUUGGAUGACUACAGAGAGGAAAGCGAAGAAUAUAUGGCUGCUGCUGAUGAAUAUAAUAGACUAAAGCAAGUUAAAGGAUCUGCAGAUUAUAAAAGUAAGAGGAAUUACUGCAAGCAGUUGAAGAGCAAAUUGUCGCACAUCAAGAGGAUGGUUGGGGACUAUGACAGACGGAAAACUUAGGCAGCUGCCCCGCUGCUGGGGAAGUGAGGCACACCUGUCUGCCUGAUGUCGCUGCAGUUCUCUCCAGAGGCAAAGUGACUUUGGACUCUAGUCUGGGAAGUUAAACUUUGUGAUCAUUACAAAGUUUCCAUAGCUUUAAUUCCGUCAGUUUCACGUCAUCAGUAUUGAAACAUUUUCAUAAAUGGCUUUUAUAAUCCACUGGGCUGAACACUCCAAUUGAGAAUUUUACACUUUCAACGUGGAUUCCUGUAUUAAGAAUGACAUGUUGUUUGAGGUUUUAAAUUUAAAGACAGGUUCUGGUGUGGACCAUGUUAUGAACUUUCACAUGCCAGACAAUGAUGUCUUAAUACCCAGGUGUGUUCCUCCAGGUAGAGGCCAUCUUAUUAAUCAUCUCAACAGCUCUUCAGGUGACCGUUAUUUAUAACCCCUUUUCAGGUAAGGAAAUUGGGUCCCUGCCAUGUUAUCUCUACAGUGAAAUUGCUUGCUUCCCAAAGGCAGUUCUGGCUAAGUCUGUUUAUUAUUCAGCAAAUAAUAGCAUUUCCACCUCUUGUAUUUCCAUUACUGUGUGUACAGUCCAUUCUAAAGACCACCUUCCCUACUGUGUACAGUCCAUUCUAAAGACCACCUUCCCUACUGUGUACAGUACAUUCUAAAGACCACCUUCCCUACUGUGUACAGUACAUUCUAUUGGCCACCUUCCCUACUGUGUACAGUCCAUUCUAAAGACCACCUUCCCUACUGUGUACAGUCCAUUCUAAAGACCACCUUCCCUACUGUGCACAGUCCAUUCUAAAGACCACCUUCCCUACUGUGCACAGUCCAUUCUAAAGACCACCUUCCCUACUGUGCACAGUCCAUUCUAAAGACCACCUUCCCUACUGUGCACAGUCCAUUCUAAAGACCACCUUCCCUACUGUGCACAGUCCAUUCUAAAGACCACCUUCCCUACUGUGUACAGUACAUUCUAAAGACCACCUUCCCUACUGUGUACAGUACAUUCUAAAGACCACCUUCCCUACUGUGUACAGUACAUUCUAAAGACCACCUUCCCUACUGGGUACAGUACAUUCUAAAGACCACCUUCCCUACUGUGUACAGUACAUUCUAUUGGCCACCUUCCCUACUGUGCACAGUACAUUCUAAAGACCACCUUCCCUACUGUGCACAGUACAUUCUAAAGACCACCUUCCCUACUGUGCACAGUACAUUCUAAAGACCACCUUCCCUACUGUGUACAGUACAUUCUAAAGACCACCUUCCCUACUGUGUACAGUACAUUCUAUUGGCCACCUUCCCUACUGAUUUUCUUCUUAUAUUGACUUUAACAUAAAUGAUUAGGAUUAUUUUGGCUUCACAUCAUUUUUCCUGAUACUUAAGAUCAUGUAAAAUUAACAAAUGUGUAAAGUUUAAAAAUUGUAAAUAUAUAUUUACUUUUGAAAGAUCAUUUUAAAUCCAGAGUUAGAGUUUUGUGUAUUUUUACAGUGCUUUUUAUCUUUGAUAGU
Molecule: messenger RNA, 3208 nt
Organism: Onychomys torridus (southern grasshopper mouse)
Lineage: Eukaryota; Metazoa; Chordata; Mammalia; Rodentia; Cricetidae
Gene: Ocln
Product: occludin
Exons: 9
Coding region: 138-1706 (522 amino acids)
Biological process (GO): bicellular tight junction assembly
Cellular component (GO): apical plasma membrane; cytoplasmic vesicle; bicellular tight junction
Source: RefSeq, a predicted model, not a curated record